Molecule: messenger RNA, 790 nt
Organism: Sinocyclocheilus rhinocerous
Lineage: Eukaryota; Metazoa; Chordata; Actinopteri; Cypriniformes; Cyprinidae
Product: piggyBac transposable element-derived protein 4-like
Exons: 2
Source: RefSeq, a predicted model, not a curated record
AUGUAUGACCAGAUUCAGGAUGGCUGCAAAAGCUUUUAUCACCCUCAUCAGAACAUUGCCGUUGAUGAAAGAAUGGUGGCAUCAAAGGCAAGGAUUAGUCUCAAGCAGUACCAGAAGGACAAACCUACAAAGUGGGGAUACAAGCUUUUUGUCCUUGCGGACUCUCUGAAUGCAUAUACAUGGGAUUUUUUCAUUUAUGAAGGGAAAUCCCCAGUAGCUCAGAGCCAGCAAGGCAAGGGCCUGAGCUACGAAUCUGUCAUGGCUCUGGUGGAUGAAAAGUUAUUGGGGUCUGGCUACAAAUUGUAUGUAGACAACUUCUACACCAGCCCCAUGCUCUUCAGGGACCUUUGCAAAAAAAACAUCUGGGCUUGUGGGACCAUCAGGAGCAACCGGGUGGGCUUCCCAAAAACCACCAUUAACAAGCUGCCCAAAAAUGCUCCUCGGGGAAGCAUGAGGUGGAAGAGGGACGACCAGCUUCUCUUCAUUGUGUGGAAGGACACAAGAGAGGUAUCGAUGUGCUCCUCAUUCCACUCAGCGAAUGAAGGUCAGACUGUCCAGAGGAGGGUGAAGAUGGGAGAUAGAGAAUGGACCAUAAUGACCAUUCCAAUUCCUUCAGUAGUUUCAGACUACAACAAGAACAUGGGAGGAGUUGAUAUGUCAGAUGCCCUCAUUGGGUACUACUCUGUGCUGAGAAAAACAAGAAAGUGGUACCGCACCCUUUUCUUCCACUUUGUAGACAUUGCAGUGGUCAAUGCUUUCAUUAUCCACCAGCACCUGGCUGCAAUGCAAA